Molecule: messenger RNA, 984 nt
Organism: Penicillium salamii
Lineage: Eukaryota; Fungi; Ascomycota; Eurotiomycetes; Eurotiales; Aspergillaceae
Source: the annotation of a GenBank genome assembly
AUGCUGACUGCCACCCAGCCAACUACCGUACUCCACGGGGCCCCAUCUAUAUCAUUCAACGUUCUCUCUACACGUUUAGAGGCCCGUCGUUCAAGCCAUAGCAGUCCCGCUAGCACCUCACUAAAGCAGAGACUCCCUCCCAGAUCAUGGGAUAGUCAUAUGCAUGUCGUGGAACCUGAGCGGUUUCCUGUCUCCCCAUCAGCGGUGUACAAGCCCACCCCGCAUACGCUCGCGGAAGCACUCGCCUUUGAGUCUGGGCUAGGCGUGGAGAACCUGGUGCUUGUGCAGCCAUCGAUAUAUGGAGCCGAUAACUCCUGCUUGCUCGCUGCAUUGAAAAACCUCGGGCCCUCUCGCGGCAGAGGUGUCGUCGUCGUUGACCCAGCUACCGUUCAACAAGAGACAUUGGAUGAAUGGGAUUGCCUCGGAGUCCGUGGACUGAGAGUCAAUCUCCAGUCUGUGGGCAAAGUGAUGGAUAAAGCCGAGCUCGAGGAAACCCUCCUGCGGCAUGCUGAGAUUGCCCGGCCAUAUAAUUGGAUCAUUGAGAUCUACCUCCCUCUCAAGAUGGUCUCUAUGAUUGAGUCCAUCCUCCCACGGCUCGGCGUACGCAUCUGCAUCGAUCACUUUGGCAGCCCUGAGCUGCUCUCAUCAGAUGUAAAAGCCUCGUUCGAUCCAUACGAACUCCAAGGCUUUUCAUCACUUAUAUCUUUGCUCCGUGCUGGCGGGACUUAUGUUAAGGUCUCCGCACCUUACAGACUGAGCAAAGACCACCAGAUGCGUGAUUUAAAGGCCAUGGCCAGUGAAUUUUUGGCUGUUGCUCCUAAUCGUGUGAUUUAUGCUACCGACUGGCCACAUACCCGAUUCUCUGGAGUGGAUAUCAGUCCCUUCACAGAGGCCUGCUUGGACUUAUGUGCGUCCAAGCCAGGAUUGGCGGAAAGACUGUUCCGCAGGAAUACGGAGGAAAUGCUCGGAGUUGUCUCGGAGUAA